GCAGCUUAUGUAAUUUUUUCUGCAAUUAUCGCUACCUUCAGAACCCGCAUGAAUCAUCAAUGAAAGCAGUUUUUAUCAUUUUGAUAAGAAUAUUUUUUGCGCGAAUUAUCUCUUUAUUUUCACUUUCGUUUUGAUUUACGCUGGAAAAUCAUGGAAGAAAGCAGGUUUUGUAAAAUAUGCAACAAAGAGCAGGCUAAGUACACGUGCCCCCGAUGUAACUUGGGGUACUGUGGGCUUUCGUGUUACAGACACAAGGAGCACAGCGAUUGCUCCGAGGCCUUCUACAAGGAAUGCUGUAUGGAAGCUCUAGAAGACCAGGAUGUCAGUUCAGAAGAGAAGCAGAAAGUGUUGGAAAUGCUAGAUCGACUAGAAAAAGAGGAAGUACAAAACUCUGACAGUAAUUCAGAUGAAGGCGAGGAACUUUCAGAGCGUCUCUCAGGAUUGAACCUCGAUACCGACUCCGAAAAGAUCUGGAACAGACUGACUUCUAAAGAGCAAGCUCAGUUUAACCAGAUGAUGAAGGACGGUCGCCUCGGAAACCUGGUAGAAGUUUGGACACCUUGGUGGGAUGUCAAGAAAGUCAAGAUCAGGGAUGUUGACAGUGAAAAACUAGAUGAUAAGACACCAGAUGUGUUAAGCAAAAUUCCAGACAUUUCCAAACUUCUCACUAAAUCCAAACCAUCAGCGGAUAUCCGGAACAACUUGGUGAACGUGUUGUUUGCCUAUGUGUUCGUCUGUCGCCUGUAUAAUGGCACCCACUGGGACUGCCCUCGUGAGUCAGCUCUGAAACUUGUUAAAGGCAGUGAUGUGUUGUCCAAAAACUCAGUGUGUAGUAGCACCAGUGAGGCCAUACAACUCGGCCUGACCAAUAGUGAGUGUAAGCAGUCGCAGGAAUUCCUAAUUGAGCUGGUCAGUGAUGUCACCAAGAUUCUACGGGGUCCUGGAAGAGGGGAAGAGUUAAAAUUUGUCAUGGCAGCCCUAUCGGAGAUUUUGCAGCUUCUGAAGAAAUGCCAUACUCUGUACAAAAAAGACAUCAAGGUUUCCUCUGCUUCCUCUACAGAUGACAGAGAGGAGAAACAGCUGCUGUUCCUGGCCAUUAAAAAGUUGGAGUUUUAUCUAGGUUGGAGUCAGAAAUGUGGGAUGAUCUUGCACUCUGUCAUACCAGAACUUAGACUAGAGCAUGGUCGUCUCAAAGAAGAAUUUCAAGAGACCAUUCAAGUGAAAAAAAGCAUUGAAAGGAAUUUGAGUCAGCUCCGGCCACCCAGAGAAGACAGUAAACUGAUUGAAGAAUUGUCCUAAAAUCCAGAUCAGGCAUCCUUGUGAGUGUGAAAACAGUCAUCAUUAGGGAAGAGCUCAGUUUGUACAUUGAAGAGUUGGAAUUGUCCUAAAUCCAGCACAGGAUCUAUCAGAGAACUGUCAUCUUUAGAAAGGUGUUCAGUUUACAUAUGCGAUAAUUUUAAACAGUCAUUGAGUGCAUGUUUGUUGUCAACCUAUAUAUACUGUCAUACAACGAUACAAUGUGAACCAUGAACAAAUUUAGUCCAGUUGACAAUCACUAUCAUCUAUAAAUGAAAGUCUUUCAAUACUAGAAUUGUUAGCUUUUCAGUAUUUUUAUAGCGACCAGAUUUGUAUGAAUCAGUCAAAGACAGGAGUUUAUAGUAAUAAAUUUAUUCACAUCAC
Molecule: messenger RNA, 1680 nt
Organism: Magallana angulata
Lineage: Eukaryota; Metazoa; Mollusca; Bivalvia; Ostreida; Ostreidae
Product: zinc finger HIT domain-containing protein 2-like
Exons: 11
Coding region: 151-1299 (382 amino acids)
Source: RefSeq, a predicted model, not a curated record